Messenger RNA from Aspergillus oryzae RIB40, 1602 nucleotides. Its product is annotated as cytochrome P450. Gene Ontology annotation, molecular function: monooxygenase activity; oxidoreductase activity, acting on paired donors, with incorporation or reduction of molecular oxygen; iron ion binding. Lineage: Eukaryota; Fungi; Ascomycota; Eurotiomycetes; Eurotiales; Aspergillaceae. The transcript is spliced from 9 exons. The record is from RefSeq and is a predicted model, not a curated record. The coding region runs from base 1 to 1602 and encodes 533 amino acids.
AUGGAUAUCGCCUUCAAACUUGUCCUGUUAGGAGCUACGCUCAUCCUAUCCCACCUUAUCUGGAAUUACUUCCGAUCCCCAUUAAAGUCGUUUCCUGGGCCAUUUAGCGCCAACCUCUCCAAUUUAUGGCGUCUUCAAGAUGUGUUCAAGGGCCUUUGUGACAUCACACAUAAUGAGCUUCACCGCAGAUAUAGAUCUGCAGUCUGCAUAGGUCCCAACGUGUUAAGUCUCUCUGACCCUGCAUUGAUCAACCAGGUGUAUUCUACCAGAGAUCCGUGGGUUAAGGUGAGUAGCGAACGUACCCAGGAUCCACAGCAUAGUGACGUGUACAAUGUGAACGACUCGGUAGUAUCCGGCGUUCGUAUUAAGAAUCUCUUCUCCCACCAAGACGAACAGUGGCAUGCCAAUCAAGAACUAGAGCCCGGUGUCGACAUAACCAUCAACCUUUUUCUGGAAAGCGAGUAUAUCAACUAUUUUACAUGGGACACCAUGAGCCAGCUCAGUUAUUCCCAGUCUAUUGGUAUGCUAGAAGCGAAAAAUGAUCGCUUUGGAAUCCUGGAAGUAUCUAAUAGGUCUCUGGACUAUUUCGCAUCGCCCAAGACGCUCAUUUCCUCGUUCCUGCAGGUGUGCCAAAUCCCGAUGUUGGAUUUACUUCUAGACAAAAACCCCAUCUGCCGCUUGGGGCCUCCUAGCUUUGGGUGGUCCGUGAAAUUCAGCGCAGAACAGUAUCAAGAGCGCUUUACCGAGGGGAAGCAAUCGCACAAUGGCAUCAAAGACUUUCUAGAUCGAUACAUCGAGACCAAAAGCAAGAUGCCUAACAUAGUGGAUGAUAAUGUAGCCCAGAUGUACCUGGUCCUCAAUAUAAUAGCGGGUAGCGACACAACAGCGAGGGCCAUUUCCGCGGCAGUCUAUUAUGAAGAGCUUCGGGGAGCUAAUUUAUCCACGCCGCCCCAGUGGAAGGAGAUUCGGAGUCUCCCUUAUCUCGACGCCGUCAUGCGGGAAACUAUGCUUGUUCAUCCGGGUGUUGGGCUCUUGCUCGAGAGAAUUGUUCCAAAGGGUGGAUUCACGCUACCGGACGGGCGCUUUGUCCCUGAGGGCACCAUUGUCGGCAUGAAUCCCUGGGUCAUUAAUCGCAACAGAACCGUUUUCGGGCCUGAGCCUGAUUCAUUCAAGCCUGAGCGGUGGCUACCGGCGGAGGGCGAACAUGACGAGGCGUAUCAGACUAGGUUCUCGAAGAUGAAAGGUACAGACUUAACCUUCGGUGCAGGGCCCCGGGCAUGUCUGGGAAGAUACAUUUCCCAGUUGGAGAGUUACAAAUUUGUUGCGACGCUAUUCACGAUGUUUGAUGUGAGUUUUGGCUGUUUACAAGAUCUGGAACACCCUGACCAUGAGUGGGAGGUGACCAACUCCUGGUUUGUGAGGCAGAAAAAUAUUCCUGUUGUGAUUCAAAAAAAGAAAGUCUUGAACUGCACUCCCUCAGUACAGUGGGCUAGCACUGCAUUAAUGUAUAUGCCACAACGCGAGUCGUUCAGCCGAGCUCUUCCUCCUCUUCAUUGCGGUCAGAAGUUCCAGAUUGGGACCUCAAAGCUGCAGCACGACUAA